This is a messenger RNA of Adineta steineri, 2202 nucleotides long. The record is from the annotation of a GenBank genome assembly. NCBI's taxonomy places the organism in Eukaryota, Metazoa, Rotifera, Eurotatoria, Adinetida, Adinetidae.
AUGUUUUUACCAUAUCAAACACCACAACCUGUUAUUGUUAUUCCAUCAGUAGAAGAUCUAGUCGAUGAAGAGGCUGUACGAACACUUUCUACGAGUCUAACGUCGGCGCAACAAGCUACCGCUUCCUCAAAUUCUACAGACACAUUACCAAGCAUUACGGCUACAACAACAUUAGAAUUUGCUGGUCAGCCAUCAGAUCAAGAAGCUAAUAUCUAUGGAUUAGUCACUGUGAACGCACCUUCAAUCUUUUCAUCAUCAUCAUUCUCUCGCGUACCUAUUGAUCUCGUUUGUGUUGUUGAUACAAGUGGAUCGAUGCAAGGUGGAAAAAUCACUUUAUUGAAACAAACUUUAAUCUACAUUGUUGAUCAACUCAAUGAACUCGAUCGAUUGGCUAUUAUUUCAUUUAAUACAACAGCUUUCAAUUAUUCUCACGGUCUCAAACGUCUCAAUCAACAGAAUAAGGAGAUGUUGAAAAAGUCGAUUACUGAAAAUAUCAAGGCUAGUGGUGGUACUUUUAUUGGAUGUGGAUUAAGUAUGGGCAUUGAAUUGUUCACUAAUCGUCAAACAAAGAAUCCAGUUGGUGGUUUACUUUUACUUACCGAUGGGCAGGACAAUCAAGUUCAUGAUUAUUCAAAUUUAAUGAACACAUUACCUGAAGGUGUACUUGCUCACUCAUUUGGUUAUGGGCCUGAUCAUACAGCGGGUCUACUUGUACAACUGGCAGAACAAGGCAACGGAGGCACUUUUACUUAUAUAAAUGAAGAAGAAGCUGUCGGUCCAGCAUUUGCGAUGACGCUUGGUAGUCUUUUUUCAUGUAUAGCACAACAAAUUUGUGUCAACAUUGAAUUCAAUGGUGAAUACAAAAUAACUAAUAUUCAUUCGAAAUAUAAAUACGAACCAGAAAAACUUCCUUCAUCAAUGAUCAGUUUUAAAUUGAAUGAUCUCAAUAGUGAAGAACGACGAAAUCUCGUUUUCCAAUUAUAUAUACCUAAAAUACACGAUCAAGAAGAACAUCAGAUUGGUCAUGUAUCGAUCACCUAUUUGGAUCCUCGUAGUGGUCUAACAUUAACAACCAAUUCUGUUCCCUUUGAACUUAUUCGAGUUCCUCAACCAUCGCCCGAACUACUUGAAGUCAAUUACACACUUGAUCUUCAACGAAAUCGAGUAGAAACAGCACUUGUCUUAAAACAAGCAAUGGAAGAAAAUAACUAUGAACAAUCGAUAAAGUUGCUCAAUGAUCAAAUUGAAAAAUUAAAGAAAACUGUAUCGUCGAAAGAUCCAUUUUGUCAACAAUUAAUCAAAGAUCUUGAACAUCGUUUUCAAUCGGAACGUGACUAUCGUUCAACACAUCACAAUACUUAUAUGCAACAUUCAAGUGAACGAGGUACAUGGAGUUCUACGGCUAAUACCAGUACAACACAAUAUACUACCAUAUCGCAAACAACUCAAGCCGAACGCUUUCGAGAUUCACAAUCUCUUAAAUUACAAGAAAAGAGUGACAAUUCGUUGGAUUUAAUUUUGUGUAAAGUGAUGCGUGUCCCUGAAUAUGUUCUCGGAAAAAUUACAGUUGCUGUUCUACGUAGUCUGAGCUCUUUGAACAAGGAUUAUCGAUAUAAUUUAGAGCUUAAACCAUCGAAUAUUUUGAUUAACCAUCUAGGUGAGAUCAAAAUACGCAAUUUUGAUGUAAGUAAACGAUUCAUGGCUUCGUAUGAUGAUAGCCGUUGUUACAUGUCGCCUGAACACCUCGAAGGUACACCUAAAGGAAAAAUGGAUGAUAUUUGGGCACUUGGUUUGUCACUUGUCGAAAUGGCUGUAGGUCGAUAUCCAAUUCCAUCACCAACAUCAGACGAUAUUGAUAUAUUAUUCAAAGAAGAUCCACAUGGAAAUCUGCCACGAGUCGAAGGACAUAUAUCUCAUAAAGAAUUGUGUAUGUUCGAAAUGAUGGAAUGGAUUGUUAAUGAACCACCACCCAGUCUUCCACAAACACAUUUUUCUCCGGAAUUUUGUGAUUUUAUUGAUUUCAGCUUGAAAAAGAAUAUAACAGAACGAGCUGAUUUAAAUACGCUCUUAAAUCAUCCGUUCUAUAAACAACAUGAACUAGAGAGUCAGAAUCAAGAAGUCGUUGCGUGGAUAGAACAAAUAUGUCAACCUGAUUUCGUCAAAAGACGACGCAGUAAUGGUGGCACUAGUAGCAGCACAUAA